Molecule: messenger RNA, 450 nt
Organism: Echinops telfairi (small Madagascar hedgehog)
Lineage: Eukaryota; Metazoa; Chordata; Mammalia; Afrosoricida; Tenrecidae
Product: 28S ribosomal protein S16, mitochondrial-like
Exons: 2
Coding region: 43-450 (135 amino acids)
Biological process (GO): mitochondrial translation
Cellular component (GO): mitochondrial small ribosomal subunit; ribosome
Molecular function (GO): structural constituent of ribosome
Source: RefSeq, a predicted model, not a curated record
GCGAGGAGUGGCUCCCGGCCCCGACGCCAGCCGGCUUGCACGAUGGUCCAGCUCACUCCCCUCCUUUGCAAGGCCUACCAUGGGGGACACUUAACCGUCCGCCUCGCCCUGCGUGGCUGUACCAACCGGCCUUUCGACCGCUUCGUGGCUGCUCACAACAAGUGCCCCAGAGAUGGCCGUUUUGUGGAACAGCCAGGCUCCUAUGACCCGCUGCCCAACAGCCAUGGAGAGAAAAUCGUUGCCCUCAACCUGGAGAGGAUCCGGCACUGGAUUGGCUGCGCGGCCCACCUCUCCAAGCUGGUGGAAAAGCUCCUGGGUCUGUCAGGCUUUUUUCCUCUGAAUCCCAUGAUGAUCACUGGUGCCGAGAGACUACUAAGGAAACGGGCACGUGAAGUCCUCGUAGCUUCUCAGAAGACGGGCACAGAGGCUGCCGAAGCGGAAGCAAGUUGA